CUGCUUCAGUUUUAAAAAUAGUCAACGUCCUCGUGGUUGAACUUCAGUCUGCUGCCGGCUGAGAUCAGUGAACGUUAUCUUUCUGGCACCCUCUCUACGUGGGGUGGAAGUCAGUCGUUCAGAGUCUGAAGAAGAGCUAGUCAUACAAUAAGUCGAAAAUGUCUGCAGCAGCUCAAACAGUUUUAGCAUCAGCCAAACGGUUGGUCCCUCUCUUCGAUAGGGUUCUUAUCCAGAGAGCUGAGGCAGUUACCAAAACGAAGGGUGGCAUUGUAAUCCCUGAAAAAGCUCAAGGCAAGGUUCUCACUGGAAAAGUGAUCGCUGUUGGACCUGGCAGCAGGAACAGUGAAGGACAGCAUGUCCCCAUCUCUGUUAAAGUAGGAGACCAAGUUUUACUUCCUGAAUAUGGUGGCACCAAGGUGGAAUUAGAAGAAAACAAAGAAUUCCACUUAUUCAGAGAAUCAGAUAUCCUUGCCAAGAUUGAAUCCUGAAGAUACAUUUACCCAUGUGCUAAUUCCUGAUCACAAGUGCAUCUCAUUGUAGUUUUAAAUUCAGUGUGGCCAGUAUGUUCCCAAGACAUUAUUCAGUUGGUGGUCAUGCAGGUCGGACAGUGGCAUUUUAUGUUGUGAUGUGUAUCUGAUGGAUGUGUUAGAUUAGUUCAAAAGAAUAGUGUCUCAUGGUGUCCUUUAUGUGGAUAUUGAUAUGGCAGGAGAUUGUGUGGGAAAAUUGGCUUUACUCCGUUACGUUGUUCAAAUACUAUGUCUAAUAAAAUGUUCAUUUAGAUAA
Molecule: messenger RNA, 783 nt
Organism: Thrips palmi
Lineage: Eukaryota; Metazoa; Arthropoda; Insecta; Thysanoptera; Thripidae
Product: 10 kDa heat shock protein, mitochondrial
Exons: 4
Coding region: 159-488 (109 amino acids)
Cellular component (GO): mitochondrial matrix
Molecular function (GO): metal ion binding; protein folding chaperone; ATP binding
Source: RefSeq, a predicted model, not a curated record